AUGGCCGAAUCAGCGCAGACUAAAGCUGCUGACGAAGAAGCGGUGGGGACAUGUCCGAAAAAGGAAAGAAACUGGUACUACGUCUCUUCAACAAUUUCUAGUGGAAACCAGGAAACUGCUCGGGCCCCCGAUGCCUGCUUCAACACCACCAGCGGCUUCGUGACCGCCAUGCCAAACCCGCCCUACCACGUCUUCACCGGCUCCUGGCCCUCCCCCAGCGCCUGCGGCAUGUCCCUCUCCACCUCCGACACAGGCGCCCUCACCAAAAUCCUCUCCACCUGGACCUACACCAACGAAUCCGGCAUCCACGGCCUCGCCCUCUCCCCCCGCACCGCCCCUUCCAACACCAACGCCACCACCACCACCCCCCAACCCCAACCGCAACUCCUCUACUCAGCCGACCUCAACGGCGACCUCCUCUGGACCCACACCAUCAACCUCACCACCGGCGCGGCCACCGAAGUGGCACGCUUCCGCAUGCCCGGGGCCGCGGGCGCCCACCCGCGGCAUCUCGCCGCGCACCCCAACGGCUUGCGCCUGUACGCCGUCAUGGAGGCCGACAACACCGUGGCCGAGUACGUGCUGGACGCGGCCACGGGCGCCGUCACGAAGGAGGUCGUCCGCCAUAGCCUGCUGCCGAUCGAGGCCGAUACGGAGCGGUACUGGUCGGCGGAGGUGAUGCUGUCCGCGAGUGGGCGGUAUUUGUGGGCGUCGGCGAGGGCGAAGGAGGAGGUGGAUACGGGGUUUGUGGCGGUGUUUUUGGUGGGGGCGGAUGGGGGGAUUGUGAAGAAGAUGUUUAGGGUGCCGACGACGACGAGGGGGGGGAAGGCGAAUGCGGUGAGUCCGGCGUUUUGGGACGAUGAGUAUGCGGCGAUGACGGAUUAUGGGGAGGGGUAUGUGCUGAUGUGGAGGAUGGAGGGGAGGAGGGAGAGGGCGGAUGGGUUGGUUGAGUAUAGCACUGCGAGAGCGGUGGCAAAGGUGGAUGUCAAGGAUGGAGGGUGCUGUGCGAAUGCGAUUUGGUAUAGUUAG
Chaetomium globosum CBS 148.51 is the source of this 1029-nucleotide messenger RNA. RefSeq lists its product as uncharacterized. The record is from RefSeq and is a predicted model, not a curated record. NCBI's taxonomy places the organism in Eukaryota, Fungi, Ascomycota, Sordariomycetes, Sordariales, Chaetomiaceae. Bases 1 to 1029 code for a protein of 342 amino acids. Gene Ontology annotation, molecular function: protein binding; 6-phosphogluconolactonase activity. The transcript is spliced from 4 exons.